Messenger RNA from Cyprinus carpio (common carp), 1070 nucleotides. Its product is annotated as E3 ubiquitin-protein ligase DTX3L-like. Gene Ontology annotation, biological process: Notch signaling pathway; protein ubiquitination. Lineage: Eukaryota; Metazoa; Chordata; Actinopteri; Cypriniformes; Cyprinidae. The record is from RefSeq and is a predicted model, not a curated record.
GCCCUUAUUUUGAGUUGAUAAUCUGUGAGCUAUGAGAAAGAUUCAAGCUCGUAGUCAGAGUGUGGAUGAGCAGUUCACCCUUAAGAGCGAGAGCAGCAGGUGUGCAUCCUAAAAGACAUCAGCUUAUUCUAUUCAAUGAUCUGCAAACCUAUGAAAUCAUUGCUCACUUAAUUCAGAACUGAUCAUGGGAGCUUCACAGAGCAAGGAUAAGAUGCAUUGCACCAGAUACCUGAACGGAAAAGGUCCUCCACCGCUGACUGAGACAGCUGUUCAAACAGAAGAUCAAGGAUCAAACAACCCCAAAAAGAAUACACUGAUAAAACAAGGAAACCAGCCAGACGGAGGGCAGAUGAAUUGGAAAAUCGAAAGACGGAGUUUGCCGGGACAUUCUGACUGUGACACAAUUCAAAUCUUCUUUUAUUUUGAUGAUGGAAUCCAGUCGGGCAAGCAUCCUCACCCAGCACACAACUACAAGGGCACCGAAUUUGUGGCCUACCUGCCUCAGAACACCACAGGGACCAAAGUCCUCCGGCUAUUGGAGCAGGCCUUCGAACACAAGCUGCUCUUCACUGUGGCGGCCAAUAGCAGCGGUGAAUACUGUGUGAUGCCUGCAGAUAUACCUCUCAAGACUAUGGACAGCGGGGGACCUGGAAGCUUGGGCUAUCCAGAUCCAACGUACUUGAAAACAGUGAAGAAUAGUCUCAAGGUCAAAGGGAUUAAAUGAGAGAGGAUGGAUUAUAAUUACUAUGACUGUUAAUUCCCAACCUCAUCACGACCCUGCGUGAUCAAAAUAUGGAUAUGGAUGUGGCAUGAUUACAUGGAUUUUGACAUGUCCAAAUCCACAGAACAUGGUCAAGGCUGAUCAGUUUGAGUUUAUGAGGACCUGUAUAUGCCAGAAACUGAGUUGCAAAGAUGCACAUGGCAACUUGUGAGAUGUAGUGUAUUUUCUAUUAAACAGAAGAGUUCUAGCAUGAAGUAAGACGUUAUUGUAUACUCUGCAAGCCAUUGCACAGUGUUUGUUUAAAGUGCUUUUAAAUAAUUUUAAAUUAUAAUUAAAAAAUAAUUAAACC